Molecule: messenger RNA, 651 nt
Organism: Angiostrongylus costaricensis
Lineage: Eukaryota; Metazoa; Nematoda; Chromadorea; Rhabditida; Metastrongylidae
Source: the annotation of a GenBank genome assembly
AUGCAAAGGUAUUUGCAACUGCAUAAGAAAGAUGGCUCAUGGAGUGACUCCUGCAGAUUCGAGUAUGUCAGAAGCAGCAUAAAAUCAGAGCUGCCGCUGAACCGUGGCGACAUCAUUCGAGUCAGAAGAGAGGUGGACGUGAACUGGUUGGAAGGCGAGCGAAAUGGUCAGUGCGGUCUGUUCCCCAGGAGUUAUGUGCAGCCAACGGGUCAACACUUCAUAAUAAUUGAUACUCGACCAUUAGAUCAGACCGGUGAUGCGAACGGUGAAGUGGUGACUAUUCGAAGGGAAAUAGAUGAAAACUGGUAUGAAGGUACCAAUCAUCUGGGUGAAAUUGGUAUCUUUCCACGAAAUUAUGUAAGGUCUCUCUUGUCUAAGUGUAAAUUUCAGAUUUUGACAAACUCGCCAGACCGGCCCAAAACGCCGAAAGUCUUUGAACGAGAUGAGCACUUCUCAAGACCUAAUAGCUAUCGAGCUCUUUAUAAAUUCACUCCAACGAAAAGCGAUGAAGUCUCGUUGGAAGUGAACGACAUUAUCUUCGUCGUGGAGAAAUGUGACGAUGGUUGGUAUAUCGAGAUGCCCCAUGCAUUCGACUUCAUCAAGCAUCGUUUGGAGGUGAUUGGAUGCAUACCUGGCCUUUACAUUAACUAG